Messenger RNA from Sinocyclocheilus anshuiensis, 1018 nucleotides. Its product is annotated as phosphomevalonate kinase-like. The record is from RefSeq and is a predicted model, not a curated record. NCBI's taxonomy places the organism in Eukaryota, Metazoa, Chordata, Actinopteri, Cypriniformes, Cyprinidae. The transcript is spliced from 5 exons. The coding region runs from base 12 to 647 and encodes 211 amino acids. Gene Ontology annotation, biological process: cholesterol biosynthetic process; isopentenyl diphosphate biosynthetic process, mevalonate pathway. Gene Ontology annotation, cellular component: cytoplasm. Gene Ontology annotation, molecular function: phosphomevalonate kinase activity.
CAGUUUUGUAUAUGAAUGUAGAACACUUCACAACCAUGACAUCUACACAACCAAGCAUCAUUCUUUUAUUCAGUGGGAAGCGAAAGUCAGGGAAGGACUAUGUGACAGAUGUAAUACAGAAAAGACUGACAGCAGAGAUGUGCUGCAUACUCAGACUGUCUGCACCUCUCAAACAGCAGUAUGCUAAGGAUCAUAGUCUUGACUACGAGCAGCUGUUGGGUUCUGGUCAGUAUAAGGAGAGCUAUCGUGCUGAUAUGAUCCGCUGGGGUGAGAUGAAGAGACAGCAGGACUCCGGCUUCUUCUGUAGGCUGGCCAUCAAACAUGCCACACAGCCCAUCUGGAUAAUCAGCGAUUGCAGAAGGAUGUCAGACGUGCAAUGGUUCCAUGAAGAGUUUCCUGAUAGAUGUAUCUGUGUCCGGGUGGAGGCUUCUGAGCAGACGAGAUCACAGAGGGGCUGGAGAUUCGCCACAGGUAUAGACGACGCCGAGUCCGAGUGUGGUUUGGAUGAGGCUGUGAAGUUUGACUAUAUCAUUAGGAAUGAUGGAGCUGAUGACGUUCUGGAGAAACAGCUGGAGGAUCUACUGUCUUUGAUCAAGUCACGGGAGGAGGAAUCAAACACACUACAUAACAUUAAACCGGAAAAAUAAAAGCUGCUUUUUGCCAUCAGUUCGUGUAUCCUGCUCACAGGAGAACAUGCAAACUCUUCUGUAUUUUAAUGAAUGGUUCUCGUCAUAAUUUACUCACCCUCUUGGCAUUCCAAAAAGUGUCUUAUUUUCUUUUUGUAACAAAAAGGAUCAUUCUUUGCCUUGAUUUUAUAUACAUAUAUAUAAUUUUGUAUAUACUUUUAUUUUGAUGGAUGAUUAUUAAAAAGUACUAUUAUGUUGUUCGGUACGUUCUGUGUACAAUAUUAAUGUAUUUAAUUAUACAAAUGACAAAUUCCAUUAUCAUCCUUGAAUCGCUGAGGGGUGAAAGAACUGUGACUGUUCUUGUCAAAAACACAUAAAAGUAGUCCAUAUGG